CAAACAUGCUUCUAGGUAAGGCACCAACCGAAUUGAGUCAUUGAAAGAGGUGGGACCCACCUGGAAAAGGCAGCAGUUUACAGCUAUGAAUCUCUCCAUUCCCACAACGAAUGCGAGUGAAUCAAUUUAUACACAACCUCCCAAAUCAGCAUUUCUCUAUAAACCAAGAAGAAUCAGAAACUGGUGCUCUGUGAUGAACUCCUGGAGAGUAAUACAGCUGCUGCGUUCUCAACAAUUUCUCUUCUUCCAGUAGCUAAACCGCGUUUGCAACAUUAUUUGAAAGAUUUUGGAUUGCUGUGUCUCUACCUGAAUUUUGAGUUCAUUUCAGAAGCCAACUGAUUUAUCGGCUUUUGAAGCUGGACAGAUAUUGGUGGCUGGUCAAUCUUAUUUAGUUAAGGAGAUAGAAUUCUACAAAUUUGUCAUCAAAAGCUGUGGUUGAGGCAUGUCUAUUGGUAUUUCAUGGGUGGUGUUUCCCACCUCUAAGGCUUUCAAUGGUGUGGAUCCAGUUCGGGAUGGAAACCGGAUUCUUGAUUCGUUUAAGGCCAGUUCUUGGUGCAAAAAUGUGAUUAGCAAUGGCAGGGGUAUGAAGAAAAGGCAAAGCUAUGAGAAUGGAGGUAGACUCUCUCUCAGAUCAAGUAUGGUAGCUACUCCAGCAGGGGAAGUCGCCUUAACAUCAGAGCAGCUGGUCUAUGAUGUGGUUUUGAAGCAGGCAGCCUUGGUUCAGAGGCGCCUCAAAAGUGACGAAGAUUUGGAUGUGAAGCCGGAUAUCCUUCUUCCUGGAUCUCUUGGCUUGUUGAGUGAAGCUUAUGAGCGUUGCCGAGAAGUUUGUGCUGAAUAUGCUAAGACAUUUUACCUCGGUACACUGUUGAUGACCCCGGAGAGGCGGAGAGCUAUCUGGGCAAUAUACGUCUGGUGUAGGAGAACAGAUGAGCUUGUUGAUGGGCCAAAUGCCUCACACAUAACUCCAAUGGCCUUAGAUAGGUGGGAGGCGAGGCUGGAAGAUAUUUUCAGAGGGCGCCCUUUUGAUAUGCUCGAUGCUGCUCUUGCAGAUACCGUUUCCAGGUUUCCCGUUGACAUCCAGCCGUUCAGGGAUAUGAUCGAGGGAAUGAGAAUGGACCUGUGGAAGUCGAGAUACCAGAACUUUGAUGAGCUGUAUCUCUAUUGUUAUUAUGUGGCUGGUACUGUCGGAUUGAUGAGUGUGCCGAUUAUGGGCAUUGCACCCGAGUCCCAGGCUGCGACUGAGACUGUCUAUAAUAACGCUUUGGCGUUAGGGAUUGCUAAUCAGCUUACCAAUAUUCUCAGGGAUGUUGGAGAAGAUGCGCGACGUGGAAGAAUCUAUCUGCCUCAGGACGAGUUGGCACAGGCAGGGCUAACAGAGGACGACAUAUUUGCUGGGAAAGUAACCGAUAAAUGGAGAGCUUUCAUGAAGAAGCAAAUCCAGAGGGCGAGGAAAUUCUUCGAUGAUGCAGAGAAUGGUGUGAAAGAGCUGAGCCCCGCGAGUAGAUGGCCGGUGUGGGCGUCGUUGCUUCUGUACCGACAGAUCCUAGACGAGAUAGAGGCCAACGACUACAACAAUUUCACAAGGAGGGCUUAUGUUGGCAAACCACAGAAGAUUUUGGCUUUGCCACUUGCAUAUGCUAAGGCUCUUGUUCCUCCAAGAAGCUCAUCUUCUCUGCUAAAGAUUUGAUCGAUAACUAUAUUAUUAUGUAAAUGACAAAUCAUGGCAAUAAUUAACCUUUUUUUUUGUUUUUACAUAGGUUAUGCUUGCUUGA
Messenger RNA from Salvia splendens (bonfire salvia), 1772 nucleotides. Its product is annotated as phytoene synthase 2, chloroplastic. Bases 443 to 1687 code for a protein of 414 amino acids. Gene Ontology annotation, biological process: biosynthetic process. The record is from RefSeq and is a predicted model, not a curated record. Gene Ontology annotation, molecular function: squalene synthase [NAD(P)H] activity; geranylgeranyl diphosphate synthase activity. The transcript has 7 exons. NCBI's taxonomy places the organism in Eukaryota, Viridiplantae, Streptophyta, Magnoliopsida, Lamiales, Lamiaceae.